AUGACGAUCAAGGAGGACGAGCAGCGAAGCAGCAGGCUCUGCGUGACAAGCCGACGCCCGCAGCCCGAGAUGCACUGGAUACAGACGCAGCUGGUGGGUUACGCGGGGGUAGCGAAGCCGCCGUAUGCGAAAGGAGCCCUGGUGGAGAAGAGCAGCAGCGACGACGGCGCGUCGACGACGAGUGCCAAGGCACAGAAGGAGGAGAGCGACAAAGAAGCGGCACGAGUGACAACGACGAGGUCUGGGCCACGAUGGGUGCCGGCGCGAGUGAAGCAGCCGCGGAGGUUGAGCGUGGCACGCAACCGGGACGCCCCCGUGGACAGAAAUAACUGUCGAAGGAAAGUGUUCGAGGAGCCGGACGACGCCGGCAAGGUCGAGGACGAUCUUAAAGCCGGGGAUGGGGUGGCCUACGACAGGGACUUGACGAACUCGAGCGGGCGGUCGGUCGAGGUGAUCGACCUGAUGGCCGAGGAUGGCGUGGACGACCCGGCGAGCUCGGUGACGUCUGCCCUGGACGAGAAAGAAGAUUAG
Messenger RNA from Phytophthora infestans T30-4, 531 nucleotides. RefSeq lists its product as uncharacterized. Lineage: Eukaryota; Oomycota; Peronosporomycetes; Peronosporales; Peronosporaceae. The transcript has 3 exons. Bases 1 to 531 code for a protein of 176 amino acids. The record is from RefSeq and is a predicted model, not a curated record.